Molecule: messenger RNA, 1564 nt
Organism: Cuscuta epithymum
Lineage: Eukaryota; Viridiplantae; Streptophyta; Magnoliopsida; Solanales; Convolvulaceae
Source: the annotation of a GenBank genome assembly
CUCAUUUGGCCCCUGGCUCGUCCACUAAGCACAACCCCUAGGAAAGCUUUCUCUCUGUUUCUUCUUCUUAUUCCUUUUCUCUUGCCUUGAAUCGCGCACUCGAGUGGGUUUCUGUAAAUGCUUCUUCGUGUGUGAAGUAUAUUAUAUAUACGAGAUUCUAGGAGAGGGUUUGGAAGGAAGGAAGGAAAGCUGGGAAAGGCAGGAGAUAUAAGGUUGGAGGGGCUUUUCGGGUGUAUCAAUGAAAUCACAACGGCUCUGGCCUUCUCUUCUAGGAUGACCUCCGACUCCGCCUAUCGGGUCCAAACCACUUCGCGCCUCGCGCAAUGGCGGAUCGACAAUCUCUCCUCCUGCACUUACCGCAAGUCUGAUCCUUUCAAAAUAGGUUUAUGGAAUUGGCAUUUAGUAGUUGAGAAGAACAGAACAUUGAUCAUUAAAGUGUACCCCGAGAUUUCAAAUCUGACAAGGGAUAGCCCUCCUAUAGCAUCAUUUAUCAUUAGAGCAAUCUCGUCCUUCGGUGAUCGCAAGACUUUGGUUCACCCGGAAGUUGUAGACAAGCAACUUAAGACCAGUGAAGACUUCGUUUGGGCAAUUGAACUUCCAGCUCCUGGCAAAUUCAUCAUUGACAUUGAGUUUCUUGAUCUGAAGAUCACCUCUCCAAAGACAAGAGAGCUUUGCUCAAUCUGGGCUGAAGGCUUCACAGAGAAAGAGACUAAUGCGAGUGCAUUAAUAUCACUGGGCCGGAUGUUGUCUGAAAGGAUCCACACUGACAUUCAAAUCAACACCGCAGAUGGGAGCAUUGCAGCCCAUCGAGCCGUUCUUGCAGCCAGGUCACCUGUAUUCCGAAGCAUGUUCUCACAUGAUCUCAAGGAGAAAGAGCUGUCUGAGGUGGACAUCUCUGAUAUGUCGGGGGAAGCUUGCCGGGCUCUUCUUGGCUACAUAUAUGGGAGCAUACAGAACGGGGAGUUCUUAACCCAUCGAUUAGCUCUCCUUCGGGCAGCUGACAAGUAUGACAUUGGGGACUUGAAGGAGACGUGCCAUCGAAGUCUAAUGCAAGACAUAGACACCAAUAACGUCCUUGACAGGCUCCACAAUGCCUCGCUUUAUCAACUCCCGGAGCUGAAGGAAAGGUGUAUGCAAUAUCUUGUGAAGUUUGGAAAGAUAUAUGACAUCUCAAAUGACUUUAAUGCUUUUCUUCAGUAUGCAGACAGAGAGCUCGUCUCAGAAAUUUUCCAUGAAAUUCUAGCUGUAUGGAAAGGCUUCUGAUCGAAUUACUUCUAUAGUUAGCAUAACUAUCCUGUUUUUAGCUGAUAAUAAAGAAAGGGAAAGUAGCAAGCAAUUAAUUGUGCAUUUGUUAUUACUGGUGUAGAUGUUAAUUGUCUUACAGCAUUUUACAGCAUUGUGCAUCAGAUGACAUAAUAGUAUAUUAUAUUAUAUCUCCUGAGUACGUAUAACAAUGAGAAAUGCUGACGUGAAUUGGAGAAAUUAGAUGAAUGUUGGGGUACUAAUUUAGAAUUCCCUAUAAAAUAUUCUUCUCAUUUCCUUUAAAGAGUGCUUUGUAAUAUGU